Molecule: messenger RNA, 2698 nt
Organism: Paramecium octaurelia
Lineage: Eukaryota; Ciliophora; Oligohymenophorea; Peniculida; Parameciidae
Source: the annotation of a GenBank genome assembly
AUGAAAUAACAUGAGAAUAAUUACUUUGUAAAAUCACUAAUAAAGCCCUUUUCAUAAGUGAGUACUAAUUCUGCAGUUACAAGAUCAAUUGAAUAGAAACCAAUAUCCUAUUUAACUUUCACUCGUACUAAACAUAGAAGAAAAAAUGAGACUGCUAUCAAAUUACCCGAAUUAUAGCCCUCAUCAUUAAGAGCAAAAACUGAAUAAGAUCAGCCUGUUGUUAAUGAAUUAAAGAAAUCUAUUGUAAUUAUUAGUAGAAAACCAAGUGGGGUAUUUCAAUCUUAGAGAAUAAAAACUUAACCUUCUAUAUAAGUGUGGGAACCUGAAGUAAAAGAAUUUGAAGUAGUAAAAGAAAUUAAGCAAGAAAAGCCUAAAUUUGUUGAUGUUCUUUGCGAAGAAUUAAUAUUAGGAUAAAAAUGUCCAUAAUUUAAAGCAAAGAAUCAAAUUAAAUGUAAAAUUAGGAUGAAUGAACUUGAAGAAUUUCAAGAUAGAAGUUCAAGGAUUUUGAGAAAAAUAAUAUAAUUGUUAAAGACUCAUAGAGAAAGAUCUGAAGAAAAAGAACUAAAAAGUAAAACAGUCAUUGACACUUAAAUGCUUAAAUCAAAUAUUUUCUUAUAAACUUAAACUCAAUAUCUUCCCUAAUAAUCACUAACUAAUUCAAAAGAGAUGCUCUUUCAACAGUAGCUGUCAGCUAUACCUAAAAAACAUACCAAAUUUAGCUCUUAAAUAACUUUAACUCAUUAGGAUGAAUCCCUUAAACCUAUGAAAAGUCUCAUAGAAGCAAUAAAAGAGAAAUCGUAAGAUACAGGAAAAUAGGUAUCUGUAAGUGCUACUACUCCAUAAUUUCCUAUAAAUAAUAAAAAGAAAAUUAAAGUUCUAGUGGAAUGUCCAGAAGAACAGAAAUAAAAUAAGAUGGAAUUUUUUAUUCCUCAUUACAUGGAAGAAGAUCAAACAAGAUAAUAAUAAUAAUAGAAUGAAGUAUUAGAAAUAAAAAAUCCUAAGAAAUCAAAUAUUUAUUCUCUUGUUUCUAAAAAUAUGUUUAAUAAGUAAUUAUAAUUAUAAUUUAGAAAAAUUAAUAAAAUAUAAAAUAUAAAUGAUUAGAUUAUUGAUGAAUUCAAUUCAGACAAAGCAGCUCAAUUUACUCGAUAUUAUCUUUAAAAUUAUGUUUUAAAAUGUUUAAAUUAACAUAAAUUGAAAGAAUCAAAGGAUAACUAGACUACUCCAAAUAUAAUGAAAUAAGAUUCAAAAUUAGACUAAUAGCUAUUUGUAUCAAAAGUUCUUUUUGAUCAAUCAAUUAUAGUAACUAUUAUUUAUAGUUAAGUAAGACUUUCAAACAACAAGAUUUUUAGAUAUUAAUAGCUUUAUUUAUAGAUGUCCAGAACCUUUUGAUUCCUAGAAUUCAAGUAUGCUAUCCGACUAUAGUUAUCUAACAAAUAAAAGCUAACAGGAUUAUUCAUAUGAUUAAGGAAUGAAAUUGAAAUAUCUAUCCUCAUCCAAACUAUUGAAUCCAAGUUCAUGUUAAGAGAAAUUAAUUAAAUUUAUUAUUUCAACAAUUUCAGAUGAUUCAAAAAAUGUACUUUUACAUGAACAAAUAAUCGCCUUUGCUAAUAAUAUAGAACCAAUAAUCCAUAUAGAUUAUGAAUUGUAAUGCUAACCCCGUAUGAUUUUCAUAUUAAUUUAGAUUUGGAAGCCAUAAAUAGACUUUUUCUAAGAACAAAUAGGAAAGAUCGAAAAAAACACCUCUAGUUAAUUUAUAAGAAAUAUGAAAAUAUUUGUAUUGGAUAGUUCGAAGAUAAUUAUAAACAGCUAAUAAAUACGGAUGAAAAACGACUUAUAAAAUAUUGCUAUUAGCAAUAAAAUAAUAGCGUGGAUAAUACUUCUAUAAAAAAUUCGAAUAUGUUGAAAUCUAGACAUCAGAGAGAGACUACAAUAGAAACUAUACCAAAGCAAGCCAAUCUAAUGACCUUAUCAUUGCCUCCAGCAACAAAGAGUAGAUCCGAAUCUCCUUCUAAUAUUGUAAGAAUAAAUCUUAUUAAAAUUAGAGUGAAACAAAAACAUAAAAGAAUGCAAGUUAAAAUUAAUAGGUAGUGGUUCGAAAUGCAUUCAGAAGUACUAAUAUUUUUAUUUAUGAAGAGCCUUCCUAAAAGUAUUUAUAAGUUUAAGGAGCAAACAAAAUUCAAUCUUAAUCACAGAUUUCAAAAGUUCAAAAUCUAUCAGUUGUAAAAGAAAACGAGUAAUAAAUUGUUUAUAAGGAAACUUAAUAAAUUCAAUAAAAGAAUAAUUAAAGCAAUGUCAAAUAAUAAUCUAUGCAUCCAUAUUCAUUAUUAUUCAGAAAUAUGAUUAUCUAGCAAACAAAAAAUGAAGAUAAGACUUUAAUAGAAAAGAUAUUCAUUAUGGUUGAAGAACAUCGAUUGUUGGAUCUAAAAGAAAUCCUAAAAUUGGAAGCGACAAUGGAUAUUAAUUAUUAGAAUGAAGAAGGCAACACAAUGUUAAUAUCAGCAUCUAAAUGUGGAGCUACAUUAAUUGUUGAUUACUUGUUGAAGAAUGGUGCUGAUGUUAAUAUCCAAAAUGUACUCUUUUUUCUAUAGUUUUAUAGCAUAGCGGAUAAACAGCCAUGGAUGUUGCCUUGGAAAAUUACUAAUUUGCUACUGCAGAUAUUAUAUUCAAAUACCUAAAACCAGAGAACAAAUCAUUUUGA